Cornus florida is the source of this 3405-nucleotide messenger RNA. RefSeq lists its product as uncharacterized. Gene Ontology annotation, biological process: DNA integration. The record is from RefSeq and is a predicted model, not a curated record. The transcript is spliced from 11 exons. The coding region runs from base 1 to 3405 and encodes 1134 amino acids. Gene Ontology annotation, molecular function: zinc ion binding; nucleic acid binding. Lineage: Eukaryota; Viridiplantae; Streptophyta; Magnoliopsida; Cornales; Cornaceae.
AUGGAAGGAGGAAGUGGUUAUCAUAGAAUCGAGGAAGAAGCCUCUUAUAUUCCUGUUGAGGCUGAAGUGGAACAACCUAUUCAGAGUGGUAUGAGAAGAGAACAGGAGUACUUAACUGGUAUGCAGAAAAUGGAGAAGAUGAUAACAGACUUGGCAGAACAAAAUAAACAAUUUAUGGCAAGUCAAAUGAUGAUACAAGAAAGGCUGGAAAGACAACAGAAAGGAAAGAAAGACUCAGAUUAUGAGAGGUUUAUCAAGUUAACACCCCCAGAAUUUUCGGGUACUACCAAACCAGAAGAAGCAGAGGGGUGGGUAAGAAGAAUGGAAUCGAUAUUUGCAGUGAUCGGUGCAGCAGAAGACCAGAAGAAUGAAGAAGAUAAAUGUACAAAAUUCCAGGAUGGUUUAGAGGCGGCUAUUAAGUCCAGAGUUUCGGUGUUUGAGGAAAUAGAUUACAACAGACUUGUGAAUAAAGCCAUGAUUGCAGAAAGGGAUGUGAAAGAAUUGCAAGAAAGAAGGGAACAAUACAAAAGAAAUAGAUCUGAGCCAUCACAAUCAAGAGGAGGUGAAGGAAUUUCAAGUCAGAAAAGUCAAAGGUCGCAGUAUGGAAGGGGAAGGGGUAGUGAAUCUCAGGGGCAGACAUCAGGUAGUGGAAGAGAUCAAGAGCUUUCUGAACAACAAUCUGUACAACAAGGUAGCUUUGGAGGACGUGGUACUGGCAGGGGGUGUUUUCUGUGUGGAAGGGAAGGUCACCAGAAGAAAGAAUGUCCUGUGUUGAAAGCAAAAGAGUGUUAUCAUUGCCAUCAGCGGGGCGAUCGGAAGAGAGAUUGUCCUAUGUUGACAAGAGUGACCUCAGUGGGUAGUGUUGCUGGUUCUGGUAAAGGUUUUCCACAUGGGAGCUCGUUAAAAGGAGGUGGGAGAGCUAUAAGUGGUUCACAAGCCCAAGGAAGAGUUUUUGCUAUGACACUUCAGGAUGCUCAAGCAACUCCAGAAGUGGUGACAGGUACACUUUCUAUUUUGAAUAGAAAUGUUACUGUGCUUAUUAAUCCUGGCUCAACCCAUUCAUUUGUUGCAUCAUCUAUUGCUAUACAUUUGGGUAGACCACUUUCACCACUAGAUAAUAAAUUGUUUAUUUCUACACCAAUGGGGGAAGUGGUGGUGGUUGCAAAUGAAUAUCGGGAUUGUGUAUUACAAAUGGGGGAUAGACAGUUAAAGGUGAAUUUGAUACCGUUGGGUAUACCAGACUUUGAUAUCAUUUUGGGUAUGAAUUGGCUAUCUGCGUAUCAUGCAUCAAUAGAUUGUUUUCGGAAAAAAGUUAUAUUUCAGAUACCAAGAGAGCCAAAAUUCAGAUUUACCGGAGAAAGAAAAGGUUAUUCCAAACUGUCUCAUCUCAGUUAUACAAACCAGAAAGUUGUUGAAGAAAGGGUGUCAGGGUUACUUGGCUAUGUGGUUGAUACUGAAAAUAAAGAGGUGACAUUUGAAAAUGUACCAGUGGUACAGGAAUUCACAGAUGUGUUUCCAGACGACUUACCGGGGUUGCCAGUGGACAGAGAGGUAGAUUUUACCAUUGAGUUGGUACCGGGAACAGCUCCGAUUUCUAUUGCUCUGUAUCGAAUGGCACUAACAGAAUUGAAAGAGUUGAAAUUGCAAGGGGCAAAGGUGUUCUCUAAAAUUGACUUGAGGUCAGGAUACCACCAGUUGAAGAUAAAGGAUAGUGAUAUUUCUAAAACUGCUUUUCGAACUCGAUAUGGCCAUUAUGAGUUUUUGGUAAUGCCUUUUGGGUUAACUAAUGCUCCAGCGGUGUUUAUGGAUUUAAUGAAUCGAGUAUUUCAUCCCAAAUGUGAGUUUUGGAUUGAUAAAGUUAUAUUUCUGGGGCAUAUGGUAUCUGGGGAUGGUUAUUACCGGAGGUUCAUCCAAGGGUUUUCUAGUAGUGCAUUGCCAUUAACAAAGUUGACCCGAAAGGAAGUAAAGUUUGUGUGGAGUGAGGAAUGCCAAAAAAGUUUUGAAGAAUUGAAGAAAAAGUUAACGUCAGCUCCAAUGUUAACUAUUUUGUGUGGUGGUGAAGGUUUUGUGAUUUAUACUGAUGCUUCACAUCAGGGUCUGGGAUGUGUUUUGAUGCAAAAUGGCAAGAGUUUGAAGUAUUUGUUUACACAGAAGGACUUAAAUUUGAGACAGAGACAUUGGAUGGAGUUAAUCAAAGAUUAUGAUUGUAAUAGUCACCAUCACCCUGGAAAAGCCAAUGUAGUAGCAGAUGCUUUGAGUAGGAAGUCUUCAGGGAGAUUAUCUUGUGUACAGUGUGCACGGGUGGAAAAUAUUAUGGAGUUGAGAUUGAUGGGAGUUGAAUUAACAGUUACUAAUAAAGGAGCAUUCUUUGCACAUGUUACGGUGAGACCUUUGUUACUUGAUCGAAUUAAAGAGUUGCAAAGUCAUGAUGUAUUCUUGGAUAAGAAAAGAAAGGAAGCUCGAGAAGAUAUUUUAGAUGAAGCCCACAAUUCUAUAUAUGCUAUGCAUCUGGGAAGUAGUAAAAUGUACAGAGAUUUGAAGGAAUUCUACUGGUGGAACAAUAUGAAGCGAGAAAUUGUAGAAUUUGUGGCAAAGUGUUUGGUGAUAGUUGAUAGAUUGACAAAAUCAGCUCAUUUUCUGACAGUGAAAACUACUUAUUCUACAAAGGAAUAUGCUCAUUUGUAUGUUGAUAAGAUCAUAUGUUUGCAUGGGGCUCCAGUUUCUAUUGUUUGUGAUAGGGAUUCGAAGUUCACUUCUAGAUUUUGGUAUAGUUUGCAUGAAGCCAUGAAAACUUCUUUGAAGUUCAGUACAGCUUUUCACCCGCAGACAGACGGGCAGUCAGAACGAACUAUUCAGAUUUUGGAAGAUAUGUUGAGAGCCUGUGUGCUGGAUUUCAAAGGUGAAAGAAAGUUAUUGGGUCCAGAAUUGAUUGAACUUACAACAGAAAAAGUGAAGGGGAUUAUGAGGUUUGGAAAGAAGGGUAAAUUAAGUUCCAGGUACAUUGGACUGUACAAAAUUCUGGAACGGAUAGGAGCAGUGGCGUAUCGGUUGGAAUUACCAGGAGAAUUAUCAAGAUUACAUGAUGUUUUCCAUGUGUCUAUGCUUCGGAAGUAUAUAUCGGAUCCAUCUCAUGUUUUAGUUGCGGAACUGAUAGAGUUGAAGGAGGAUUUAACUUAUGUAGAGGAACCGGUACAGAUUUUGGAUUGCCGUGAACAAGUGCUACGGAAUAAAACUAUAUCCCUGGAGAGGUGUAUUGUGAAAUUUCUUGAAUUUCUUAAAGAGGGUUUUUUGGUUUCUGAUUACCGUCAAAGUCGUCGUCGUCGGAGGGUUGAGGGGUGGUUUUGGUUUGUGGGUUAUUGGAUUGCAUUUAGCAGGCAAAAACCUUCAAAGACGGCUGAAAUUUGA